This is a messenger RNA of Ctenopharyngodon idella (grass carp), 724 nucleotides long. RefSeq names its product finTRIM family, member 55 (gene ftr55). The coding region runs from base 1 to 582 and encodes 193 amino acids. The transcript has 6 exons. The record is from RefSeq and is a predicted model, not a curated record. Lineage: Eukaryota; Metazoa; Chordata; Actinopteri; Cypriniformes; Xenocyprididae.
AUGUAUUAUCUCUCACACCAGCUGAGGGAGACGCAGAGGUCAUUCCAGCAGAGGAUCCAGCAGAGAGAGAAAGAUCUUCAGCAGCUGAGAGAGGCUGUGGAGUCUCAUAAGCGCUCUGCACAGACAGCAGUGGAGGACAGUGAGAGGAUCUUCACUGAGCUCAUCCGCUCCAUUGAGAGAAGCCGCUCUGAGGCCACACAGCGGAUCAGAGAUCAGGAAAAGACUGCAGUGAGUCGAGCUGAAGAAAAACUGGAGCAGGAGAUCAAUGAUCUGAGGAGGAGAGACGCUGAGCUGGAGCAGCUUUCACACACACAGGAUCACAUCCAUUUCCUGCAGAGUUUCCAGUCUCUCUCAGCUCCUCCUGAAUCUACAGACGUAAAUGAUGAUCUCUUCAGUUCUCUCUCCUCUUUUGAUGUUGUGAGAGAAUCUGUCUGUCAGCUGAAAGACAAACUGGAGGAUUUCUGCAAAGAGGAGCUCAAGAAGAUCUCUGACAGAGUCACUUUCACCAACAUUGUUCCCAGGACCAGGAACGACUUCCUACUAUAUUCCCAUCAGUUCACUCUGGAUCCAAACAGUGAAUAAACGCCUCCGUCUGUCUGAGAGGAACAGAGUGAUUACAUUCACUGACACAGAGCAGUCGUAUCCUGAUCAUCCAGACAGAUUUGAUGUGUGUCAGGUGUUGUGUAGAGAGAGUGUGUGUGGACGCUGUUACUGGGAGAUUGAG